UUACCAUAGUGACUGUCAGGAGCAGCCACCAGAGAAGAGAAAGAGAGAGGGAGCGAACACCAACAGGCGAAGGCAGGAGCCAGAACCACGGGCAGAGAUUCGGAGGGACAGAGUCUGCUAUUAGAGAGAGAGCCUAAAGUGAGUGAUAGAUAGAGAGAGAGGGGAAUUUGACAGAGCAGCCAUGAUGGAGGCUCAGACCGACUGUAUUGAACCACCUUCAUGUGAGCCCCAGCCAUCAGGAAAGAUCAACAAAGCAGCUUUCAAGCUGUUCGGCAAGCGCAGGUCCGGCAGCGGCAUGCCAAGCAUCUUCUCGGUUAGGAACAAAGGAGAGGGUGGCAGCAAGACCAGCGGCAAGGAGCUUGCAAGGAGCAAAACCCAUGAUGGCUUAGUGACAGAUGUGCCAUCGGACUUGGAGGGGAGCAAGAAAGAAGACUCGUGUAGCAGUGAUUUGCUCCACAGUGCUCCAGUGGAAGGGGUCUCUCUGGCCCCUGUACGCAGUGCAAUCACCAAGUCCUUCAGCUUCUUUUCCCUGCUGCGUCGCAACAGCACUCGUGUCGGGGAUGGAGCAGCCACAUUGGGGCACAGGGGACGUGGGCUGAAGGGGCUGUUCAGCAGCAUGCGCUGGCGCCGCAAGCCCCCACCGCGGGAAGACUCCUCAGAGAUUCAGGAAGUAGCCAAGGAAGUGAAAGAAGGAGAUGUUAUCUUGCCCUCCACUUCUAACAAAGUGGAGACUUUGGAGGACAGUGUGACACUUACUUUAGAGCCCACAGUUCGGGUAUUUGAGGAGUGUCCCACAGAAGACAACUCUGGGACAUGGGACAAAAACUCACUGGAGGAAGUGAAGAGUAGCAAUGAGGAGAGCCGGAAGAGCUCUUGUUCUCUGGUACAGGAGAUUACCGAGGAGUCUCCAGCACCCUCACCACUCAGGGUCCCAACUGAAGGACCUCUCAGGGCCAACACCAGUGGUUCAGCCUGCCUAACUUCCAUACCAGCCUCUGCUAUGACCCCUCCACUGGAGCACAGCUCAGUUGACCCACCAUCUGAACCCUCUGUUGACCGGCUCUGCUCUAUGUUCACUGAUGUCACCUCACUCAAGAGCUUUGAUUCACUAACAGGCUGUGGAGACAUCAUUGCUGACCAAGAAGAGGACUCUGGGAACGGGGGCAGUGCUACCAGCAGUGGGACAGGGAGCAGCAGUGGUGGUUGUGGGGGGCGUAGAGUGAUUGGAGCAGCAACUGAAAGAUGCUCUCCUGUCAAACCUCCUCUUCCUCCACAAGUCACCAGCCGAGUAUCCAUCUCUCCCUACCUGUCAUCCCAUCAACGAAUGAGUUCAUCCCCUAAAAAACCACAGGGAAGUGGGAUAGUUGCUUACAUGGGUGGAGGAGAGGAGAUGGCCAGUCCCGAAGGUGUCAAUGAUGCAGACAUGCAAGGGCUUUGGCACAUGUUACCCCAAAAGGGGGAGGAUUCUCCAGCUCUACCCCGCUCUGAUCCUAUAGUUCAUCACCCACCAGGUCGGCAGGAAAAGAAGCAUCCUCAGGUGAAAUCUUUGGGACUCAGUAAGAUACCUGUUUGUGGAAUCAGCAAAACAGGUAAGCAGCAGUCUGCCCAUCCUUCACCUCCACCAACUGAUAAAGAGCUACAUGAUGCCCCACCUAGCGAUGAAGGGUACUGGGAUUCUCCCACACCUGGACCAGAGGAUGAGGACAAUGGUUUCACACGGCGGGAUGGCCUGCUGAGGGACAGCUGUUCUGGAGAUGCACUUUAUGAUCUUUAUGACCUUGACAGUCCUGGUGCUGGUGGUUCAGAUGACGAUGACAACAUGAGUUCGCCUACGCCUUCCACAGGUGAUCUUAAAAUGAGCCCGCCUUCUCAGAGCGGUGUGUCUUCCAACUCUUCUUCCUUCCGUUCUAUAAAGGGCAGCACCAGUCUUCCUCGUGACUCUAAGAUCCCCAUCAGCGUAAAGCAGACAACGCCAUCCCACUCCUCUAGCCAGGGUGCGCUGUCUUCACCUGCAAGUCCCACCUCGGGAAAAUGCCCCACAAAGACUAAUGCUCCGGCCCGCACACGCAUCCCCGUAUCCAAGGUCCCUGUUCGUCGCUCAGGCAACAAGAAUAUCAACACAACGCAAAGCAGGAAGUAGAACUCCUGAUCAACAAUGCGAUGAUUCAGACAAUAUAGACCCAUCACUGAGCUUUAGGCCAAAAUGAGUGCUUCUAAUUACACUAAUGGUUCGUAAUUGUGGUCCUGGGGUUCCCCUGAACUCCUUGAAAAUCUGACCAUCUAGUCAGGUGUAAAACUGGCCCUUUGCCCUUGCCCUAAGUUUUGGGCAUAAGGGGGGGUAUUACUAAAAAAGAAAACAAAAUUUGCAGGGAAUGGGGUUACUUCAUGACCAGGAUCAUGAACCAUUAGAUCAAACUGACAAUUUUCUUCUCAGCGGGUCACAAUGUUUUGCAGGAUUUUAUAUCUAUAAACAUUUUCCUGUGUUUCUUUUUGCAUCAUUACAACUACUGUCUUGUAAUAUGUCACAUAUUACACGUGAUGUGAUUAGUGCAUAUGUAGAAUGCCCUGCAAUAUGUAACAUAUUACAUUAUUUUCAAUAAUCUAAGCUCGUUUGAUUUCUUGAUCAUGCCUGUCGAUCUGUAAACGGAUUGCGUCUGUACCACCCAGCACAUACAGACUACAAAAAAUGACUACUUUAAGUCUAAGAAUGUUCUUUUAAAAAAAACAACUCACCCAACAUGUCCCUUUGGAGGUUCACUUCCUCCUGAACCAGCAAGCAAUGGAGUCUUUGGCUCCACUUCACACACACACAAAACAAAGUGCUCUCUGGGAAACACAGCCGUGAACUCCGUCUCUCUGGGAUUUAUGAAAAAGAAUCAAAAUAGAAAACCCUGCAGGAUGAGGCAAGGCCGAGGACUUCAAACACCCCAAACCAAGCUGCACAGAAUCUUUAUUCCUCAAUCAGGAUCAGGGAACGCAAUCUUCAUUUUUGAAACGCUCUUUUUUCUUACUGCUUGAGACAACUUCCUACGAAAAACAGGUGACUACCUAAAAAAAUGUCUUUUUUAUACAGAGUUCUUCCUCUUCACAUCUUUCUUACUCUUUUAUACAAGACAGGUCUCACUGUGGACGUAAAGACUGUUUGUUUUUUUUGUCUCUGCUGGAAAAAAAAACCUAAAUGUUAAUCUGCAAAAAAGUACAAAAAAGCAGGGUCAGGAGUGCUCCCUGCUUACAGUGACUUCUCUUAUCUGGAUUCACCCACGCUGAUCUGGAGAUGUGAAUGUAGCAUGCCAUCAUUCUACACUCUACAUACACUCACACAAGCCUGUACACAAUACUCUGCCUGCACACUGCUCUGUGAAAGAGAAAAAGAGAAGCGAGAGAAAGAAGUCAGUCUGGGUCAAAAGUCAACCACCUUCCACCCUUCAGUAGCCAUUCUCAGGGAGACUGAGGGUUUCCCGUCUUUCUCUGGGCACAGACUGACCCUGAUUUUCAAACAACCUGAGGGUCCAAACGAAUAGGAGCAUAUAAGGUCAUGCUUAAAACAUCGUCAUUGCUGGACAUUUGAUUUAUUGUCCUUCUGGUAUGUUUUGUUUUGAUCUGUCUCACAGCUCUGCUUCCUUGUUUGGGUUGUAACAACGUCCCUCCAUGAUCUUCCUCUUGUACACAACAAUCCCACCUUUUUUGCUGUUUUUCCACUAAUUUAUGAAUAAACCACGCUGUGAGUAUGCCGAA
Molecule: messenger RNA, 3735 nt
Organism: Astyanax mexicanus (Mexican tetra)
Lineage: Eukaryota; Metazoa; Chordata; Actinopteri; Characiformes; Acestrorhamphidae
Gene: amer2
Product: APC membrane recruitment protein 2
Exons: 1
Coding region: 182-2140 (652 amino acids)
Biological process (GO): regulation of canonical Wnt signaling pathway
Cellular component (GO): plasma membrane
Molecular function (GO): phosphatidylinositol-4,5-bisphosphate binding; beta-catenin binding
Source: RefSeq, a predicted model, not a curated record